Molecule: messenger RNA, 5042 nt
Organism: Oncorhynchus gorbuscha (pink salmon)
Lineage: Eukaryota; Metazoa; Chordata; Actinopteri; Salmoniformes; Salmonidae
Product: C-C motif chemokine 21-like
Exons: 5
Coding region: 4239-4619 (126 amino acids)
Biological process (GO): positive regulation of GTPase activity; G protein-coupled receptor signaling pathway; monocyte chemotaxis
Cellular component (GO): extracellular region
Molecular function (GO): chemokine activity; CCR chemokine receptor binding
Source: RefSeq, a predicted model, not a curated record
CAUUUUAAUAAAAUGGAAAGUACGAUACAUCAAAUUCUAUCCAGCCAAAAUCAUUUAAAACCUCUAGCAGACACAAUGCUUUACAGGGGGUCUAGCAAAUGACCAGGUCUAUAUUUUGCGGACUAAGGGGUAAGACGUUGGGCAUUUCCUUUCCUAAUAUCUAUUACUCUGUCUGCAGGUUCCAAGCUUAGAGACUAUAUUUACGUAUCAUACCAUUAUAUCCUGUUUGUUUUGCUGUUUCUAUAAACUAUCGGGCCAGAGAGAGGGACUUGAGCUGCAGGACAGGUCCAUAAUCAAAAAAGCAUAAUAUGAGCUUUUCUGAAGAUUACGAUGGCUCACGCCAGGACAGACGCACAUGCUGGGGAAAGUGUCUGUGCUGGUGGUCUGGAGCUAUGGCAAAUGAAAUGUAUCUGGAGGAAAUCAAGGCUGGACAAAAAAUACACAACAUCUUAGGUGCUCCUUGUGCAUUCCUGAAUAGGUUCUGCUUUAGUGUAUAAACAGAAUAGUGGGUUGAGUGCAGUUUAGCCCACCUGCCAUGAAUUAUAUUGCUGAGGAACAAUAUAUUUGAUUCCCAAAUGAUUUCUAAUGAACAAUUGCACACUUCAUUAAACAUAUAUCAAAUCUGAUGGGUGUAACUCAUCCCUUGGUUACUUUUCAGUAUUUCUGAGAACUUUCAGUCAUUUAAUGUCAUUGUCAUUUAUUUCCUAGCACCAGUAAAAUUGGGAGGAUUAUUUAUUACAAGGUCCCCUACCUGUUUUUAUUUUUGCAGUUUUUGAUGGACACAUCCGUUUUGGAAAAGUGUUUCUCCACAUGAGCACUGUCAAGACCAUUGAGUGUUGCAAUGAUUUUAAAUAAUUGAUUUCUAUGUUUAACCAAACACGUUCAGGUUUAGUGUUACAGUAUAUAAAUACAAUCUUGUGUGAACCAUAGAUGUUAGUUUGAGGACUCCCUCAAAGGGUUCCAGUCUACUCCCACCGGAAGAAUGCCAGGCAGCAUAGAACAUCUAGUGCCCUGGCUAUAAUAAAAUAUCAUCACAUGUUGCAUGGAUGGACGUCAUUUUAUUUGCCACAAUAAAUAAGGAAAUUCUCAUAUAAAGUAAGAUGGUUCCACCUAGACUUAUGUCAAGAUAAGUCCAUUCAAUCAUUCAUUAUGUAACCAGGAAGAAGUGUUUUACACCUGUUUUAAAUGACACAUGAGCAUAUAUAGAAUGUGACUUGAUUUAUCUUUUCUAAAGUCUACUAUUCCCUAAGUUAAAACAUCCCCAACUUUUUGGGGAUUUUUCACAAGAUCAGAAUCAAUCUUCAGGAAGUUGUAGAGAAGAGCAUGUCCUAAAAUGGACUAUAAUCACCUAUUUAUUCACACAGUUCCAGACAUUCCAUACCAAAUGUUAUGUGCUUGAUAAAUUAUGCAUCUCAAAAUUGGACAAAGAUAUGCCCCCUGAAACUUAACACUAGAUCGAGCUGACAAGGUCAAAAUCUGUCGUUCUGCCCCUGAACAAGGCAGUUAACCCAAUGUUCCUAGGCCGCCAUUGUAAAUAACAAUUUGUUCUUAACUGACUUGCCUAGUUAAUAACACUAUUUUGGGUUAAACAGCCCUGGCCUGGACCACAGGUAUAGUUAUCCUUGCCCUACAACAUCUCCAGGACAUACUUAUCCCUCCUCCGGCUCUCUACCUCCUCAGAGGAACACUGGUUUAGUCCAUGACUUCAUAGGUGGAUUUACAGUCACUUGUGGUCUUCUGAAUACUUUUACAAUGAUCUAUUAAUCGCCCCAAAGAUAUGUAUAAAAUGUGUUUGGCUCAGGAGCAGACUGGAGUAAUGGGGAAGGUAUGUUUUUGCAGCUGAAAGAUUCCAAACCUAAUUUCUUAAGGGUUGAAUUCUUGCCCCCUCCACACCCCUCAACAGACUGCAUAGUUUCACUUCCAGGGCUCAGGUAUGCACACAGUAGGGAUUAAACUGUGGCCUUGUCAUCUUAAUAAAUGCCACUACCUAAAUCCCAUCAUUCAGCAGGGAUUUAAAGCAUAAUUUGUCCUGUAUUCAUUGGCGGUGUGUUUUACCAUGUUGACUAUUCAUUGAAUUUGGAAUUCUCUCCAGGUGUGUAUUAUUCCUUUGUACACUACAUAAUUAUAUAGAACAAUACAUUUCCAGUAGCUACUGCUGUAAGAUACAAAACAAGAUAUGAAGUGUCUUAACGUUACAGUAGUUAAUAGCUUAACACUUCCUUGUAUUCACUGGAAGCAUUUAUUCUAAGGUACAUUAAACAGUAGGUAUUCAGUCUCAAAAUGAAAAGACUAAUGUUAUUUGGGUUUUCCAGUCCAAAAGGUUAUUUGGGUUUUCUUGUCCAAAAGUUGUUUUUUCUCUCCAGUUUUUUGUUUGUUUUUCAGACAAGAGUUUUAUUUCAUUUGUUCAGUUUUAACUUUGUGUAUAUUUUAUGUAUAAAAUAUUUUUAUAGCAUUCCUUCCACUUCCUUUUUCAACCUUGUUUAUUUAAUUGAAUACCAAAGGCAUUAGAGAACGGGCUGUAAUUCUGCAAUAGUUUCAUUGCUUUGUUAGAAGGGAGGUUUCUGACAUCGUAGGGAGCAUCAGCUGGGUUCUAAUGACACCCAACCUGCCAAAGCAAACGGUCUCUUCCCAAAGCCACCACUCUGGGUCUCCAGGUCAUUCAAUCCUCAAACGCCAACCAGUGUUAACUUGGUAUCCAUUUCCUCUAACAUAAGCCAUUUUAUAUUUGACAUUUUAUUAUUUAGUUAUAGUUGUGAAUUUGGGGGCUUGUCCCACUCUGGUCCUAAAGGCAAUUAAGUAAUGCACUUGCCAACUUUUGCUAUUACACUUUGGAUGCCCAUUUCUGACACCAAAUGUUGUAAAUUCAUGGGUUAGCCUUCUGGGACUUGCAUUUGUCAGUCCAAGACCUUUGCCAUUAAACCAAGAGAGGUUCCAAACCUCUUGACAAGGUUGUUAGGUGUUGUAUUGAGAAUGUUAGAAUCGCUUCUAUACAAAGUCUGUCACAGUUGAGACUAUGAAAUAUCGAAGAUAUAAUGUACAUUCGUCUGGCAGAUCAGCUCCUGUUUUCAAUAUUUCUCAUAAUCUUGUGAUCUGUCUAAUGGUAGAGAGCUGGUUGCCAUUUUAUGUCAUCGUCUGACUAUUGACAUCUGUUUUUAACAUAUUUAGUUUAAAUGAAAAUCAUAACAGGAGCAGAUACUUGUGUUUUCUCCUGGUAAUCACACCCUGCUGCUGUUGGUUCAACUCACUCUUUAAUAAUGUGAAUUGUUGAUGCUUGAACCACAGAUAAGCUAAAGCCUUCAAGCGUACGGUGGUGGUUGGUUUUGGAAACAGGCUGCAUGUAACCUUCUUGCAUUUUGAACCAUGUCGGUAAUACUGAUGCCUUAGUCAUUUGCAUGGAUAAAAACCACAUUAAUGUAUUACAGGACACCAGUGGAGGCUGAUGAGGGGAGGACGGCUCAUAAUAAUGGCUGGAACGGCACAAAUGGAAUGUCAGAUAACACAUGGAAUCCAUGUGUUUGUGUUUGAUAUGAUUCUGUUCUGUUCCAGCCACUACCACGAGCCCUCCUCCCCAAUUAAGGAGCCACCAACCUCCUGUGCAGUACACUGUAACAUUUGUCUUAUAAGUAGUGUAUCACAGGCUGUGUGGUGUUCCCUGUAUUGCACAGGAGUUUGGUGGCACCUUAAUUGGGGAGGAGGGGCUCGUGGUAAUGACUGGAGCGGAUUAGGUGGAAUGGUAUCAACACAUCAAACACAUGGUUUCCAGGUGUUUGAUACCAUUCCAUUAGCUCCGUUACAGACAUUAUUAUGAGCCAUCCUCCCCUCAGCAGCCCCCACUGAUGUAUUGUGCUCUAGAAUUGUCGGAACUAGAAGCACAAGCAUUUCGCUACACUCACAUUAACAUCUGCUAACCAUGUGUAUGUGACAAAUAAAAUUUGAUUUGAUGAUUUGAUUUGAUUUAGCAGUGGGUCACACCUACAACAAGGUAGAUCACUUUUCAUGACUGCAUUAGAGAAUCUCAGAAAUCUGAAUUAUUUUAAGAGCUUUGGAAAGCACCUUUUGAAGAGUGGGAAAGACAGAAAUGAACACAGUGAGUGGGGCACUGGAGGAUGAGGGAGGGGAGAGAGAGGGAGAGUGUGUGUGUUUGAGGGAGAGUGUGAGCAGGAGGGAGGGAGGAAUAUAAGAGACACGGCAAUAGAGGGGAAGGUAAUACAGCGGAGAACUUCCCUGUCAGACUCACCAUGUUUCUGCUGCAGACUGUGACUGUUAUUUCUCUGACUGUCGUUCUCCUGGACGCAGUGGAAGGUGAUGGGGUACAGAUGCAGAGAGACGUUCAGUGCUGUAUGCAGUACUCCCAGGGGAAUGUGCGCACCAAAGACGUGCUGAGGUUUGAAGUGCAGACGGAGGGGCCAGACUGCAGCAUACAAGCUAUCAUACUGUACACCAAGAAGGCGGUGAAGUGUGCUGACCCCAGAGAUAGAAGGGUCAAGAGGUUACUGAGGAAGCUGCUCCAGAGACAGAGGACCAAAGCACAUAGGACCAUGUGGCUCCACCCUCAUGGCAACCUGCCAGUCAUGUCAGAGGAUAAGAAGGAUGGGUGGGAUGCCCUCCAUGUGGAAUGAGUGUGAGGUUGCUACCACAGAAGGAAAAUUAUUGUCAUAGGCCAAGUAAACUUCCAGCGGCUUCUCAUCCUAACUCGGCCAAGCUUGCUGACUCUCCAGUCGUCUCGUGUCACUAUCUAUCUGGCUGGGAGUGUGUAGUGGCUGAGCUGUCAUCGCCAUACAUUGCGGAGUCCCUGAGAGGUUUUGAUAUAUAGCUAAAUGUCUUUUACACACUGUCGCUAACUAUGCCAAAGUAUUUGCCAAGUAUUUGUGAUUACUCUUUAUUCCGAGAAACCGGUGUUCACCAUCUAUGUAUGGCUGUUCAACUACAUAGACGGCUUGUUCUCGCCUGAAACACAAUGUCAUUUAGAAAAUGCACUGUAUGUUGAAACACAUCUUCAGAGGAUCCUUUAUAAAUAAAUUAACCUGAAAGAGUUAGAUUUU